AUGAUACAAACUGGAGUGGAGGACCCUCUGUCAAACGAAUAUAAUGAUUCCCAUGAUCCUGGACCGCAGGGGGAAGUUGGUUCCGAUUCGGAUGAUUCGGCUUUCUCUGAUGAUGGAAAAUUCCGGCAGAUCGAUCCUGAGACCGGAACUGAUCUCGUAGCCCAGUUCAAACAGAGUGACCAAAACCACAUCGCAGAGCUUUUAGGGCUAUACAAUGGAUCAUCGUCCGAAAAGUUCACCGACCAUUAUCUUGUGUCCCGUCUAGCCAAGGCAAAUACCUGUCGACGACAGCAAUUUGGAUAUUGGAAGAUGCGCAGGACAAAAUCUGAGCUGAUCUCGCAGUCUGUCUUUCUCGAAAAGGGCGAUAGUGUCCCGGUUCCAGCUAGACAUGACCUACAACCUCAAGGGGGGUUAGAGAUACCCAUUGCUCCAAUAGCGCCCUCACAGCCGUCAACGGCCACCCACCUAGACGUUUCCAAAGUAAAGCUAGAUGAUGAGAUAUCAAUCGUCUCCAGCUCAACAGUGAUGCAUAUUGGUGACACAGAUAAUGGUGACUCGUACUCAAUCCCUCCACCACCCAAGGGACUAUGGGACAGAGGGGAUUUUGAAUGCCCGUACUGCUUUACCCUCUGCCCUCGAAGGAUGCUAGUCAAGAAGUCGUCGGGAACACACGUGCUACAUGACCUGCGGCCAUACGUCUGCACAUAUCCCAAUUGCAAAAGCGAAGACCAACUAUAUGACACCUUCACUGACUGGCUCAACCAUGAAACCUUCACAUAUUUCAUCUCCUUCGACACAGUGAUAAACCGGACAACAGAGCACCGCAAUGCUACUAGAGACGCCAAUGACCAGUCUAUAACCGAACAGAUGCGUGAUUGUCCCCUUUGCCCUAUGAAGGCCGUGGACCCAAUCCAUGUUGCGGCCCACCUCCACAGAAUAGCUUGCUUCGCCCUACCUAGGUCCGUCGGCGACGAUGAUGAGUCCGACAAUGGAAGCCAGAUAUCUGGUAUGGCGGAGCUGAUAUUGCGCGGCUCUUCAUCUUUGUUAACGGGAAGUGUGCAUUUAUCUGACAGUAAUGACAACACUUCGAUGAAGUUACCAGCGGGGCCCCAGCUAGAAGAUGCGCAGAGCAGCAAUCCACUCUCAUUGGAAAGCCUUCUCGAUCGUUCAUUUACUCAGAAAGACGAUGAGGCAACAAUGGAAUCUUACCUAAAGAGCAUGGAGAGUGCCUUAUUCAAUGAUCGCGAACACCUCAACGAUGACUAUUCGAAAGAACUCUCUCCAACCAAAACAGCGAAUAAAUACGCCAUAACUUGGGCUGUUUACUGUGACGUCGACAUAAUCUGCAUCGGCUGGACGAUCGAAGCCACCUCCCCCGACAGCACAGAAAUCCAGAUUAUAAACGCGGCGAUAGCUACGUUUAGCUCUAAGGGAAUCCCCAAUCCAGGGGAAGCCGAUCAUUGUAUCAAAAUUGGGUGUGCCAGCAGCUUCGGGCGCUCACUUUCCUGGACCUACGAGGGCCAGCUCGACUUCUUAGUUCCCGGGGAUGAAGCAGUCGUCGAAUAUCUUAGAAUUUCCUCAUCGACUUAUAUAUCGGGCAGCUCAGUAGCCACCGCUGCAGCCUCCGGUCUCGCUGGCCUCCUACUGUGCUGUAGCCGUCUGGUGGAUGCGGAAGAACCUACCUUUUUCCGGAGUGGACAAAGGAUGAGAAAUGUAUUCAAAGCUCUGGCGACUAUCAAACCAACUAUCAGUAACCCACCUCAGGACAGCCGGUAUUUAGAUGUCGAAUACUAUUUUGGCACCCCCUUCAAAGAUCUUUUGCGCGUGCAUAUUCCCAAGGAAGAGCAUCCGAUGAACAUCACCAUACAUGACGUCCCAUAG
This is a messenger RNA of Aspergillus affinis, 1881 nucleotides long. RefSeq lists its product as uncharacterized. The transcript is spliced from 5 exons. Gene Ontology annotation, biological process: proteolysis. NCBI's taxonomy places the organism in Eukaryota, Fungi, Ascomycota, Eurotiomycetes, Eurotiales, Aspergillaceae. Gene Ontology annotation, molecular function: serine-type endopeptidase activity. The record is from RefSeq and is a predicted model, not a curated record. The coding region runs from base 1 to 1881 and encodes 626 amino acids.